Eremomyces bilateralis CBS 781.70 is the source of this 3051-nucleotide messenger RNA. RefSeq lists its product as uncharacterized. Bases 1 to 3051 code for a protein of 1016 amino acids. The transcript is spliced from 2 exons. The record is from RefSeq and is a predicted model, not a curated record. NCBI's taxonomy places the organism in Eukaryota, Fungi, Ascomycota, Dothideomycetes, Eremomycetales, Eremomycetaceae.
AUGGCACGGAUGCUGGGACGAUCGAAAUCCUUCCGACACAUCAAAAAGGACAUAUCACAGCCACUCCUGAUUGCAUCCGAUGCAGUAUCCCGAGACGAUUUGAUAGAUGUCCGUAGAGACCUUGCCCCACCUCGAACUCCCUCUCCACUACGGCCGAAAACGUCAAAUGGAAUCACCAGAAGCAAUACGACGGCCUUGUCGGGGUUGAAACCGCCUCCACAUUCUCAGAGUAGACCCCUGAAAAUCAAGACGGAGAGUCGAGUUUACGAUUUCCCGACGCCUGGGACAGGAACCGCCGUUUAUAAUGUCCCACCACCAAAUAUGAUCGACCUGACUCCCGAGAUCGAGCCCCAUCCAGGUCGCAAAGUACCGAUUGGUGUUGCGCUGGGCAGUCCAACAGAUGCUCCGGAUUGGAGAAGCGGGAUGAAAGAGAAUGGUAAUCUGGGUAUAAACAGGUUGGACCGUCCCCGUUCAAUAUCAGCCCCAUCGCCGUCGCGGGAGUACUUUCCUCAGGAUGCAUAUAACUUCCAAGCGCCAGGAGCGCAUGGCAGUUACUCGACAGCUGGCACUCACGACGACGAGCCGGCAAUUGGCCACGGCAUCAAGACAGUCAUUGAGGCGGACCAACCGAAGCCAAAGUUGAGUCGGUGGAAGAGUAUAGGAGGGCUAUUUGCGAAAAGGCCCAACCAUACGCCUAACCAUACGCCGCGCACAAUGUACAUGUUGGAUGAACCAGUGGCUCCAUCUAAGAAGAGAGCAGUGAAUACCCAGAUGCCUGGUAAAGGUUUACCGAACGAUUCUUUACGAAAGCCAACCGAAACGAUGACGCCCAAAGAGCCAAAGUCGCCAUGGCGGAGCCGGUCAGUCAAGAGAGGCAAGCCGGGUCCAGCACGGAAUCAGACCCACCCGACUCCUACCGACAUGUCUUUUUUGACGCAGCCCGCUGGAGUUGAUGGCCGGCUCCUAGACGUCUCUAUUCCGAAGUGUGAGAUGGAACGGUACAGUGUCAUGUUUAACCAUGUCUUGGGCAAGCCAGCGGCAAACGAAACGGAGCCUCCCCUUCCUGCAAGCAGUUCACUUUUGGCAAGACGGAACCAGGCCAAUGUGGAACAGCUGAAGCCCGCCAGCGGUGGAGAGUUGGAGCCCAUCAAUAUUUCGCCCAGCGCAGUACGCCCACGCCGUGCUGCCACUUCCCCGUCAUCCCAGCCACAAGGCUACACAUUGUUCCCUACGACUCCGGGGGACAAAAUAAGAGGACCGUCUGGGUUACAGCGCUCAGCUACUACGCCAGCGCCCAGGCCUUCGAAACACCAGGAGAGCGAGAUUACAGAAACCCCGAUUACCAAAUCUAAAGCUCAACCUCGCUCGAAGGUACCUCCACCUAGAUUUCCUAUGGAUGUCCCGGCCAAAGCGUCGCCUCCCACUCCGCAGUUCGCUUUUGAUCCUGCAGAAGACAUUCUUUGGACACCGCCGGACAGUUUCCUCUCAUCGUCAAGACUAGCUACAUCCGGUGGCCCACCAGUACCUAGCAGUCCUGCCACUGGCUCGACAUAUACAGAUGCUGAGACAGAGUAUGAAUACGAAUAUGUGUUCGAAGGACCAGGUGCUACCGCCGGAGAUGCCGAGACAUCAAAGGGCGCCAUGGACCACACAACGAAACAAUGGAAAGACAAAAUCGAAGAAGAGGAGCCACAGUGGGAAAUGAUGACGACGCUAGGGAAGGAUAUCGCGGUUAGGAAGCCGGACCGCAACGCGCAGAUAGUCCCCGUGGUCCCAACACUCCCUGAAGCCGAGACGCACACCGAGACAAUCAUGGAAGAGGACAGAUCGAGCUCGAUGUCCAGUCCCACCGAAGCGGAUAUUUUUCAGGCUCUUUCCACAGCUGCAUUGCCCUCGCCGCCACCUUUAGCGGCCCCUGCGCCGCUUAACAUUGUCAAUAAGACCGUGCCGAUCUCGCCAAUACACACGAGAGCGCCACCAUCUCCUCAGGAACUUCCUACAUCUCGAUAUAUGGACUCGAUGCGAAUAUCAAAGGCCCCGUCGCCUCCUCCUGAGGCCGACACGAUGUAUCGCGCACCUCAACCGCCGCCUACGCGUCUCCCUCCAUCUCCUCCACAGGAGACAUAUCCUCCUGCACCGGCUGUGCUAGCAUCUUCCGAGAACCCAGCUGAGGCUGCGAAUAUGAAAUCGGCACCACAGGAUGCACAUGAAGAUUCUCAAACUCGCCCCAACAUGCUUCCGGUCCCUCGCGUCAUCCGCACUCUUGCCACUGGCACGAUGACAGCAUCCCCCUCCGGCACUGCACCAAGCGAAAAAUCGAAAAAACAGUAUGAGCGGGUCAAGAGCAUUGUUUUGCCGCUGCAAGGAACCUCCAGGAUGUACACCCAUGCCACACAAUCUCAAGCGCUCAGCUCCAACCCACUAACUACGGAGUCGGUUCAGGCGAGGACCAUUCGAGUCGUCUCUCCAGGCUCGCAGCGAAAGGGUUCGGAUGGUUUCGUUCAGCCCUCGCUCACUCAGGACGCCACUAGCAAACCAACCAUUCAUCCUCCAAGGACCAGCAGUCGAAUGGCAAAGCCUCUGUCGAUGAUAAAUAAAUAUAUGCAGGACACGCACGAGGAUGCCAUCUUUGAAUCCGACCACGAGCAAUCCGCCGACGCCGCGUCCAACGCCUCCUCCGACGAAUCCGAAGAUUUCAUCCUCCCCUUACAAGCCCCCGAACCUGCCCCUGCCACCGUCGGAAUUGCUCGUCAGCUAAGCCUUACCCGGGCUCGGAGCACGUCAAGGCGGUAUGGGCCAGGCGCACGUUCAAACGCUGCCGGGAACCACGCGAAGAACAAUGCGUCUAAUACACAGGCGGCAGCAAAUCCGGCGAAGAUGGUUGCGGGACCGGGGAUCGUGAGUGUGCAGAUGCGGCAGAUUAAGAGGCGGGAUCCGGCGAAGGAGAAACCAGAGGAGAGGAGGGGGGAGCAUGUGGCGUUGACGCCGACGUUGGUGGAUGUGUCAGCGGCGAGGAAGAGCGUCAGAGGAGUUGUAGAAGGAGUAAGUUAG